AUCAAUAUAUAUAUAAACACACAUUUCUUAAACCCAUAAACCCAUUUUUCAUCGCAAUUCAGCUUCUCUUUCUCUCACCCAAACCCUACUUUCUCUCACUUUGCUUCACUGCGCAGUUCCUCCCAAAUGGAUGCUCCAAUGCAGUUUUGGGGUGUUGAGGUUAAGGUGGGACAGACUGUUAAGAUAGACCCAAUGGAUCCAGAGAGUUCAUACAUUCACAUUUCUCAGGUUGCACUUGGUGAGGCGAAGAAGGACAAAGCAAGUGAACCUGUGGUUCUGUUUGUGAAAGUUGGUGCCCAGAAGAUUGUUUUGGGAACCCUUAAUAGGAAUGACAUUCCUCACCUAUCGUUGGAUUUGGUUUUGGACUCUGACUUUGAACUUUCCCACAAUUCAAAAAGUGCUAGUGUCCAUUUCUGUGGAUACAAAGUUCUAACUGAUUCGGACAAUGUUUCCGACUUUUCUGAUAGUGAUGAUGAUCUUCCAGUGGAGGGCUUAGAAAAUGGAAUAUUUGCAAUUAAACCUGAAGGUGCAAAAGUUACCAAACCUUCUAAACCUGUUCCCUUGACUGGUGCAUCAGCAAAACAAGUUAAGACAGUUGAUCCCAAGAAAGUUGAGGAGGAUGACUCUGAUGAUGACGAUGAUUCUGAUGAUGAGGAAGCUAAUGAAGAUGAACUCAACAGUUCUGAUGAGAUGGAUGAUGAUAGUGAUAGUGAUGAGGAAAGUGAGAGUGAUGAAGCUGAUGAGGAAACCCCUGAAAAGAAGGGCAAGAAGAGAGCCAAGGAGUCUGCAUCAAAAACCCCAGUUUCUGCUAAAAAAGCUAAGAAUGCCACCCCUGAAAAGACUGAUGGUAAGAAAAGUGUACAUGUAGCAACUCCUUAUCCUUCGAAGAAAGGAGGGAAGUCUCCCAACAGUAAUGCAAAAGGCAAGACUCCCAACAAUAAUGCAAAAGGCAAUACUCCCAACAGUAAUGCGAAAGGCAAGAAUCCCAACUCUGCAGGUGGAAAGAAGCCCCAAUUCCGGAAGUAGUAAAAAGUCACUUACCAACGAAAUUGGUCUUGUCUUGCGACAACAUAAGAAGGUUGAGCAUGGUGGUCAGUGAUGUCUUUUACCGUACUUAUGUAGUAGUCAUUUUCCCUUGUAUUGCAGUGAGUAGGUUCGGAACGUUCGAAAUUUUAUACUCACUCUAAGGUUUUAAAAUUUUGUUUUGAGGUCGAUGAGCGCCCACAUAUUCGGUCUGCUGCCUUUAAAUCCUGUUCAUUAUUCAAUUGAGUGCCUAUGUUUUUCUAUUGGCAUUAGACAUAUUUCUCAUUCAAAUCUAGCUUAUGUUAUUUAUUGCUACCGCUA
Cajanus cajan (pigeon pea) is the source of this 1344-nucleotide messenger RNA. Its product is annotated as histone deacetylase HDT1. The record is from RefSeq and is a predicted model, not a curated record. NCBI's taxonomy places the organism in Eukaryota, Viridiplantae, Streptophyta, Magnoliopsida, Fabales, Fabaceae.